GAGUUUUACCCUUAUAUGGUGAUGCUCUUCCGAAGUGGGGAAGAGUUGGUACUCAACUUUUGGUCCACAUUACCAACCUUCGGCGUCACUGUGGCUCGCGUCCGGGAUAACCUCGCCUCGCUCAAUGAAGUCAUCAUCAACUCCCUCCCUGCCCCGCCGGGUUGGGAACAGAACGUUGCAGGGGUGUGGCGGUCCUUACCACGAAAGCUCCAGCUAAUUCAGUGUAUGUUCCUCUUACUGGGCUUAGCGUUGGCGCUAUCAGCUUGGUGCUUGGUCCGCAGUAAUCGCAAAGAGAAGAAGAGAAAUGAGCUCAUCAAAGAAGAUCAGAAGCGUCGGGUUGAAGAAUCCACACCAGAAAAUGUGGCCCCCACUGUGUUUACUCCCACCACAGUGGCAACUCCAAUACGGCCCCGUAGUCCAAAAGAUCUCAAAAUGCUGAAGACUGACGCUGACGGCGAGCAUGUCGUUUUCUACCAAUGUGAAGAACGAAGUCCGAAGUAUGUGGUGAAGGAGCUACUGAGCAGCGAGGAAGAGAUAGUUUUGAGAUCAAAGUUGAAGUAUCAUAAACACCGGUUAACGCGUCGGCGACGGACUAAAUUACAAGCAGAGGCUGCUCACUCCCAUGCUGAAGAGUUGAACGUUUUGGGACGAGCUCCGGUCACGCCUCCGAGAAGACGCGCGAUAUCAUCUUUUUGAACGUCUUGUUGCUACUAUUACCAUUAUGCCUUCUUUCUAACGUAACGUACCUAACGCUACCCCUCUACCUUAGCUACAUCAUGGCGUGCUCUCUGUUAUAAUGCCCUCAGCCGCGGUUCGGUUGCGCGAUUUUGGCGGGCUACAUGGGUUUGUUCAGCGCUGUGUCUGUCCUUUUUUUGGUCAUUUAUCUCAUAUGAUCGGCGAGGAAUUUGUUCUCGCGAAUUAUGGACUGUAAUAGCGCAGAGCUGUGC
This is a messenger RNA of Perkinsus marinus ATCC 50983, 947 nucleotides long. RefSeq lists its product as hypothetical. The record is from RefSeq and is a predicted model, not a curated record. Bases 16 to 696 code for a protein of 226 amino acids. Lineage: Eukaryota; Perkinsozoa; Perkinsida; Perkinsidae. The transcript is spliced from 4 exons.